UCCUAUAAAUGGCAAAUGGGUUUUGGUUUCGAUUCCCUUCCCAGUCCAAAAGCUCCCUCUUUUAACCUUCCUUCCUCUUCUUUCUGUUGAUCUGGUUCUUUUGGGGGUUGUUUUUCUGGAGGAGGAGGAGGAGGAGAUGGGGAGGGGAAGGGUGGAGCUGAAGCGGAUCGAGAACAAGAUCAACCGGCAGGUGACCUUUGCGAAGCGCAGGAAUGGACUGCUCAAGAAGUUUUCAGAUAUCCCAAUGCCCGUCUGCUCCUAUUGCAAAUGUGAUCUAAUUUCUAGUCCUUCGCUGUCAAGACUUCAGUAUUCGGAGCCAAGCAUCUCUACAUGUAUGUUGAGGACACUAGAGAGGUACCAAAAGUGCAAUUAUGGUGCACCAGAAACAAAUAUCAUAUCAAGGGAGACUCAGAGUAGUCAGCAAGAGUAUUUGAAGCUUAAGGCGCGUGUUGAUGGCUUGCAGCGAUCACAAAGAAAUCUGCUGGGUGAAGAUCUGGGGCCACUUAACAUCAAGGAACUUGAGCAGCUUGAGCGCCAACUUGAUGCAUCGUUAAGACAAAUAAGAUCAACAAGGACACAAUACAUGCUUGACCAGCUUGGAGAUCUCCAAAGACGGGAACAAAUGCUAUGUGAAGCUAAUAAAUCCCUGAAGAUAAGAUUGGAGGAAAGCAGUGACGCGGAUCAGCAACAGCUGUGGGAUCCCAACACUCAUGCUGUAGCUUACGGGCGGCAGCAGCCUCAACCACAGGGCGACGGCUUCUUCCAAUCCAUAGACUGUGAACCUACUCUUCAGAUUGGGUACCAUCCAGAUCAAAUGGCGAUCGCAGCAGCAGCAGCAGCAGCAGCUCCUGGUCCAAGUUACAUGCCCGGGUGGCUUGCAUGAACGAAGAACAUACCUUACCUUGCCUUGAAUGGUAAUGAAUGUUACUGUUUCUUGUGCUGAUUGAUGCGGUCUGUAGCUAGUACAAUAAUCCUGUUUGUGAACUGCCAUAUAAAGAACUCCGACGGAAGAGCUGCUCCAGUAAUCAUGUCUGUGCACUUGACUACAUCUAAAUGCCGAGUUUAAAUUGGAACACUCGUGUUCUUGAAAGUA
This is a messenger RNA of Musa acuminata subsp. malaccensis (wild Malaysian banana), 1093 nucleotides long. Lineage: Eukaryota; Viridiplantae; Streptophyta; Magnoliopsida; Zingiberales; Musaceae. The record is from RefSeq and is a predicted model, not a curated record.